Botrytis cinerea B05.10 is the source of this 1059-nucleotide messenger RNA. RefSeq lists its product as hypothetical. The record is from RefSeq and is a predicted model, not a curated record. NCBI's taxonomy places the organism in Eukaryota, Fungi, Ascomycota, Leotiomycetes, Helotiales, Sclerotiniaceae. The transcript has 3 exons. Bases 322 to 1023 code for a protein of 233 amino acids.
GGAAAUGCAAACGACUACCUACAAUUCGAAAAUGUCGAUCCCAUUUUUAAGAUUCAGACUUGGACCAUUGUCCGAUGAUGCUUAUAUUCGCCCAGUCUCAGUCACAGAAUUGAAGUUGAUAGCCUAUUAAAUAUUGCAGAAGAUCUACCUUGUUGGGUAGAUGAAGAGUGAAUUUGGAUAAAUUUUGCAUCCAUAUAGUCGACUUGACGCUCCAAAUAAUUUCUUCUCCCCUUUCCGACAAACAAACAGUUUCCCCCACCACACCCAAUCUCAACUCCAUCACAGCAUCAUAGCGCUUCUCAUACCGCAAUUGCAGUCGCUAUGAUGAUGGAAGUCAAAAAAGAAGGCUCGACCAUGUUAGGAGCUGAAGAUGAAAAACAAGCCACGGCGGGAGUUAGAGAAGAAAAUAGUGAAAAUGACUGGGAAGCUAGGUACUCGAAAGUGCGGUUCAACCAAAACAUGACCUGCGAGGAGCUGUUGGAGAGUUUAAAACAUUUGACAGGACCAGGAGCAGAGGAUGAGAAAAAGCGAAGGGUGAUUAAGUGGACCCAGACGGAGAAAGGCAGGAGGCAAGCUGCUGAAGCCCAAGCUCGUAAUAAGGAGAAGAAGAUUGAGAAGAUUAAGAAAAUUCAGUUGCGGAAGGAAAGUAAGAUAGUAAGAGAUGCGCAGAGGGCGGGACGUAGGGAGAUAGCCGAUGCAAAACUUAGAUGGGACGCAGAACAUCCGGAAGAGGCAGCAAAGAGGAGAGAUAACAGCAAAGGGGCGCGGAAGCGAGCAGCCAAGAAAGCAGAGAAGCGACUCCUGGCAGAAUCUCAGAACGCCAGGGAGAGGGGGUUGUCGACUGCAACAGACGAAAACAUGGCCAAGUCGAGCGCUGCGCGUGGUGUGGGGGAGGAGGCUGUCGAGGCUGAUGCUAUGAACGAGACAGAGGAGAUGGCUGAUGAUGAUGCUGAUGUUAACUUGAUAAAGGGUUUGGAGUAUACUGAGAACUCAACAUUUAGUCUGGCUAUCAGGCAAAGAUAGGCUUUAUAUAUUUCCAACGAAGAGCUAAAUCAAUUA